This is a messenger RNA of Dendroctonus ponderosae (mountain pine beetle), 4479 nucleotides long. RefSeq names its product lethal(3)malignant brain tumor-like protein 3 (gene l(3)mbt). Bases 253 to 3927 code for a protein of 1224 amino acids. Gene Ontology annotation, molecular function: zinc ion binding; protein binding. Gene Ontology annotation, cellular component: nucleus. The record is from RefSeq and is a predicted model, not a curated record. The transcript is spliced from 10 exons. Gene Ontology annotation, biological process: regulation of DNA-templated transcription. NCBI's taxonomy places the organism in Eukaryota, Metazoa, Arthropoda, Insecta, Coleoptera, Curculionidae.
AAUAGAAGGAAAUGUUGAAUAUGUUCUAAAGUUAUGUAUAAAAGAAACGGGCCAAAAAUGUUUUAAAUUUUGAAACUGCUGCAUUCAACGGCGCGAAAUUUAUACUAUUUCUCCUCUCCCUCCGCGUGCCAUGUCUUUUACAGCGCAAACGCACGAUGUAUUUCAGCGAGAUUAUUUCUAUAGGUGAAAAUCGUUUGUGCAAUAGAAAAUAUUUUUCCGCAAAAACUUCGAGUUCUUAAAUGAAAACUGGAUAUGUCUGGACGUUGCAUUAUAGAUUAUACAGCGUCCCAGCAGUCUGAAGACAAUUCCAAGAUGAAAUUCGGUAAUAACACUCAGUAUGUUAUCGAACAAAGUUCUGAAGAUCUAGUUGUGUCUAAAUGUGAGGCAGGACUUAGCUUUUUAGAGGAAACAGCCAAUGUAACCAACAAUUCAGUGCCAGUCAAGACACUUGUCUAUAUAAAGAAUAGUAAAGCAAAAACAAUUGCUGUGAAUGCUAGCAACAAAUUGAACAAUAACUUCAUAAUUUCGCCUGUUUCUACUGCAAAUGUCUUGAAUAAGUCGACAUCUUCCGCUAAUGCGACCCCCUUAAAUUCAUCGCAAAACGUAAUUAUCGCUGGAAGAAGCAUGCCAGUUGUGGUACCAAAACAACCAAUUACUAUUGUACCGCAAGGUACGAAAGUAACUGGUACAUAUGUAACGCUCAAGCAAUUGCCCAAGGCAUCUGCUGAAAUACAGUCAAGAACAGAAUCACUAAUCAAUGAAUCUCCAGCGGACGGUGCUAACAUGGUUUCGAAGAUAAUUUUAACAGGUCCGAUAUCAAAAAUUCAGUCGAGCAAUGUAAUCACGCCCAUGCCAACAUUACAAACUACAAACGGGAUUCCUGUUACAGCUACAACCAACUCUUUGCAGGCCGGAAAGUUCACUCUAUUGCCAAUGACUGUCCCUCAAAAAGAUGCUAUUACUGAUUCUAAUCAUAAGUUGUUUAACUUUAAAAUUUCUGAUGGGAAAAUAAUUUCUAACAUUCCGACACCUCUUACUAUCAUGUGCGAUACGACGAAAUCUCAACCAGAUUCAACUAACACUAUCUCAGAAAUCAAUCAGAAGCCUCAGGAGUCUAUUGAAAGAAAUGACAUCAAGAACAAGACAUACGAACUGUCCAUAGCAGAGGAAUCUCUUAGUAAUCAGAGCGACAGUAAGCUAGUUGUAUCGUCAACUGAUAACAGCAGUUCAUCUAUGGAGAGUAAUGUAGUUGCAAAACCUCAUGUUUCCAAAUUUGCACAUGGUAUUUCAAUUUUGAAAAAGAAUUUCUCUAAUAACAUCAUGCAAGACUCAAAUCUGGUCAUCACCUCUCGCAGAAUUUCCAUUGAAAAUGAUACUGUAAUUACAAAGCCUAGAAGCGGAACAGAAGAUCAAGUGACCGUGCUACAGGUAACAGCUAAGAAACCAGAACGUGAGAAAAACCGACGCAAAUCGCAAUUCAACUUUAGAAAAGAUUUUGAUGAAAUGGACAUGGUCUUUCCAGAUUCCAAAUCUCCAGAACCUAUUCAGGUACCUAUAGAGAGUGAAGCGAUAAAAGAAGAAAAAUUGGAUAUACCUGAGCCAAAAUGUGAAGAUUCUGUUAUUGCUGAAGAUGCUAGUGCUUCUGAGGUUGAUUAUGCAUGCGGUUUAAGUUUAGCAGAUGUGUUUUCAAAACUACAUAGUUCAAUGUCAUGGCAAGACAAUAUAGGUCUGCUUCCUCAUAGUACACUAAAAUUUAUUAUAAAUGAAUUUGGAAUACUGGAGUUUCUGACGGACGACGCUUAUCAAAAAAUUUUGGACCGGAAGGAGCGCAAAAAUAAAGAAAAGGAAGACAUGGAGCGCGAAAUUAAAUGUGUUGCUUGUGGCUGCUAUGGUUUCCGAGUGGACUUUAUUAAUGCAAAUUUUUGCAGUUUCGAUUGCCAAGAGAAUAGACAGUCUGGUAGCUUUAAAGAAAACCAAGAAUCAUGUGCUGUUUUAAAAGGACACAAACGCAAACUGAUGAAAAAUCACAUUAAAGAAUCUAAUGGAGCCAGUGGGGAAGAUGAAACUUCCAAUGAAACUACUUCUCAGGACAGACCUUCAUAUCCAUGGGCGUGUAAAAAGAAGGGAUUUUCUUGGUCCAAGUAUCUGAUGCAUAUGAAUGCUAAAGCGGCCCCUGUGAAGCUCUUCAAGGAUCCGUUUCCUUACACCCGAAACUCUUUCAAACCUGGCUUGAAAUUAGAAGGCGUUGAUCCUCAACAUCCGUCAUAUUUUUGUGUAAUGACCGUUGUUGAAGUAAGCGGAUACCGAAUUCGGCUUCAUUUUGAUGGAUACCCGAAUACCUAUGAUUUCUGGACAUAUGCUGAUAGUAUGGAUAUAUUUCCUAUAGGUUGGUGCGAAAAAUAUGGUCACGUCUUGCACCCUCCACCAGGAUAUACUGAAGAAACUUUUAACUGGGUGCAAUACUUGAAGUUUACCAGAAGCGCAGCAGUACCUAAGCAUUUAUUCGUAAAUCGAGCAGGACAAGCAAUAUGCCCAAAUGGCUUUCGUAUUGGCAUGAAGCUAGAAGCUGUGGACAAAAAGAAUAGUUCGUUAAUAUGCGUUGCUAGCAUUAGAGAUAUGAUGGAUAAUCGGAUUUUGAUUCAUUUCGAUGGUUGGGAUGAUAUUUACGACUAUUGGGCAGAUCCUACAUCGCCUUAUAUUCAUCCAGUAGGAUGGUGCGAUCAGUAUGGGCAUGAUUUAACUGCACCCAGUGAUUAUCCUACCCCAGAAACGUUUACGUGGGAAAAAUACUUAAAAGAGACAAAAUCAGUAGCUGCUCCAGUGCGAGCGUUUAAACAAAGACCUGUAUGCGGUUUCAAGCGAGGAAUGCGAUUAGAGUGUGUAGACAAAAGGGUGCCACAUCUUAUUAGAGCCGCUACAGUAGAUGAUGUAAGAGAACAUCAAAUCAGGAUUCAAUUUGACGGAUGGCCUGAUAGAUAUAGUUAUUGGCUAGAUGAUGAUAGUUCUGAUAUCCAUCCAGUUGGUUGGUGUCAAAAAACCGGACAUCCAAUUGAGCCACCCCUAACUCCAGAUGAUGUUUAUGACUUCCUCGAAUGUCCUACUGUUGGCUGUAGAGGGCAAGGUCAUAUUAAUGGAACAAGUACGACACAUUCGUCACAGAAACAUUGCCCUUAUGCCGAAGUGAACAUUGAUAGAGAAAAAGUACUGAACGAUAGAUUAUUGUCUCCAGACAGAAGUCCGGAAGCUAAGGAACCGAUUUCGAGACAACCAAAGGACUGCCAAUUGCUUUCCAAAGAAAAUAAUCCAGUCGGUUCAAAUUCGAACUUGAAGACAACCGAGGUGGAGGUCCAUGUACAACGUGAAUCCAAAUUGGGAGUCGCUAAUUUAUCCGGACGAGAGCCAAAUCAGACUUCCUCUGUGAUAAAACGAAAAUCGAGAGUUGGUAGGCCGCCCAAGGGAACUAGACAGCUGGAGACUACUGAGGAAGAAACUCGCGAUGAAUCGGAAGAGAAGCGAUUUAAAAAUAGUUACCCUAAAGAAACCAAGACGAACAAUUACGAGCCACAUUUUGCCGAUUCCUUACAAGAAGAAAAGGCUCGUUCGUUUAUUACUGCGAUGAGAAUAAUACCAGCCGAAAGUGAAUCCUGGAGGAAACAUUCAUGCUUCUUAAACGACUUCAUAAACAGCAAGGAAAGUCCUUUAAAUUGGUCUGUCCAUAAGGUGGUUGAGUUUAUUAAUUCAAUUCCCGGCUGUGACGUAAAUAAGGAAUUAUUUAGUAAACAUGAAAUCGACGGUGAAGCUUUUCUUCAUUUAAGUCAAUCGGAUAUUCUGAAUAAUUUUCAGUUUAAGGUAGGGCCAGCAAUUAAAUUGUAUAAUUGCAUAAUACUUCUGAGAGAACAGUAUUGUGAUAAAAAAACUCACAACUAACAACUAGUAAUUGUGAAACUCGCUGAUCAAUUUCGGAACAAGGGAGUGAAAUAGUGGCUUUUCAAGAAACAUUUCUGCCAAUAGUUUGGGCGUGUUUAAUUCGUUAGUAAGAACUUUUCCACUAAGUAACCAAACUCAUUAAAACAUUUUUUGAGAAGCUGCUUGCACCAACCGGAGUUUUGUGAUAACUAGACAUAGGCUAUUUUUACAAGGUAUUUUUUAUGAAAUUGUGAAAAUUCAAUACGUUAGUAAAUUUAAUGAACUGGAAAAUGUUUCUAAUUUAUAAGUUUGCAGUAUUUUAGGUAUGAUCUAAUAAUUCUAUUUUAAGUGUGUUUAUAGUCGACUUUAUUCAACUUCUUUAUAAAUCUGUAUUAACAUUUCUUUAUUUUAUAUACAUAUAUGAUUGCUAUUUAAUUUAACUCCUCGUCGGUUAUAACUUACUUGCGUAUAUAAUUAAAAUAUCGGUAUAUAGUCUCUGCUAACGACAAUGUAAUAGUUUGAAAAAUAUUUGAUACCCAAAAAACGGGAAAAUACAUCAUUAGACAACUUGAA